Molecule: messenger RNA, 1611 nt
Organism: Aspergillus calidoustus
Lineage: Eukaryota; Fungi; Ascomycota; Eurotiomycetes; Eurotiales; Aspergillaceae
Source: the annotation of a GenBank genome assembly
AUGGGCCAGGAACAACCUGCCGAUAAGCGGAACUGGGGGACGCGGUUUAUGGCCAGGAUCUAUGGCAUGUUGAAUCAGGACAUCUCGAACGAGCUAUCGAGCACCGAUGUCGAAAUUCAUACGUGGAACGGCAAGGAUGAUCCCGAUAACCCAUUCAAUUGGAGCACAAAAUACAAAUGGCUGCUGACAGUCACUGUCUGUUUCAUCUCAAUCCUCACGGGCCUGCCUGCUGGAACGUACGGCUCAGGGAAUAACUGGAUGGAACCGCAAUUUCACGUACAAAACUCGCCUUUCCCAAAUCUAUACUGGGCAACGACCUCCUGGAACAUGGGUGCCGCCUUCUGGCCGCUGAUCUUCGUCCCUCUAACCGAGUCAUCCGGUCGAAUGCCUGGUUAUUUCGUUGCAUACAUUAUUCUAAUCGCGACGCUUUUCGGCUCUGCAUUUGCGAAUAACUUUGCUACACUCGUCGUGACGAGAUUUUUCGGUGGUGGUGCCUCUUCGGUCAGUAUUAAUAUCGUCGGCGGGAGUAUCAGUGACGUGUGGUAUGGUGAGAAGGCGAGAAGUCUGCCUAUGAGUCUGUUCGGGUUUACCAGUGUGGUUGGCAUUGCGCUAGGGCCGUUUAUCGGGAGUGCAAUUGUCCAGAUUCAUAAGAAUGAUCCGUGGAGAUGGAUCUUCUACAUCCAAAUCAUCUACAACGCCGCCCUCCUCCCCAUCUUCUGGCUCAUCCUCCGCGAGACCCGCCCCGACGUGAUCCUCAAGCGCCGCGCAGCAAAACUCCGCAAAGAAACCGGCCGCCCCAUCUACGCCCAAGCCGAAAUAUCCGCCCCCAGCACCCUCCGCCUCCUCCGCAUCUCCUUCCAGCGACCAACACGCAUGCUCACGACCGAACCCGUCGUCAUCUUCUUCACGCUGUGGAUUAGUUUCGCCUGGGGCAUUCUCUAUCUGUUCUUCAGUAGCGUUCCGCAAACGUAUGGGCAGAAUUACGGGUGGGGCGUAUUGGCCACGGGCAUCGUCCAGCUUGCGAUUUCUGUUGGUGCCGUUAUCGGUACGGCGUUUAAUCCAUUCCAAGACUGGAUCUAUCUCCGUUCCGCGAAGCGAAAUCCCGAGAAACAAGGCCGUCCCAUCCCUGAAGCGAGACUAUAUACCUCCAUCCCGGGCAGUUUACUCUUCGCCGCCGGCCUCUUCUGGUACGGUUGGGCCUCGCAACCAGAUGUGCACUGGAUCGUGCCCACAAUCGGCAUAACCGCCGCCGGAAUUGGCAUAUAUUCCAUCUACAUGGCCGUCGUCAACUACCUGACGGACGCAUACGAGCGGUACGCGGCAAGCGCACUCAGCGCAGCGAGUCUCGGCCGGAACUCGUUUGGCGCGUUCCUCCCCCUUGCGAGUCCGCAGUUGUUUUCUAAUUUGGGGUUCGGGUGGGCGGGGACACUACUUGGGUUUAUUGCGGUUGCGUUGAGUGUUGUGCCGAUUGUGCUUGUGCUCAAGGGGCCGGCGAUUCGGAGGAGUAGUCCGUUUAUGAGGGAGAGUAUGUGGGAUCCCGAGGAGGAGAGUGGGAGUGAGGAGAAAGGGUUGGGGAGUGAGCCUGCAGGAGAGCCGAGGGAGGCUGUCUAG